AACUAGCUCCCAAGCAGUCAUGGGUUCGUUUUACCAAUUUUGGGUGAUUUUUUUUCUCAAUGAAGCGCAAUCAGCUCGAAUACUCGGCUUAUUUCCACAUCCGGGUAAAAGUCAUCAGAUUGUUUUCGAUCCUGUUAUGAAAGCACUAGCAGGACGCGGCCAUGAGAUCACAGUUAUGACAUUUUUUCCGCAUCUGGUAGCCCCAGAAAAUUACAAAGAAGUUAACCUUCAGAGUCUUACCCAACCACAGUUAGAUUUCAUUACGAUCGAUUCUUAUGAAAAACCGAGUUGGAUCAAGAAAAUACCAAUCGUUGGGAACAUUUGGGAUCAGUACAUACAGCAUAUAGAUUUAGCUAAUCAUGCGUUAGAAAUAUGUAAGAAGAUGAUACAAUUCCCACCAGUAGUCGAUACGUUGAAGAAACAGUACGAUCUCGUGAUUGUCGAAAAUUUUGCGGGUGAUUGUAUGCUUGGGCUUAUAAGUGCCUUUGGGAUCAAAGCCCCAGUCGUCGGUCUGUCUAGCCCUCAGCUUUUACCUAAUAAGGCUCGCAGAAUGGGCGCAGAUGACAACCCUGCGUAUGUUCCCAUCGUAACCUCAUCGUUCUCACAUAAAAUGUCGUUCUUCCAACGAGUAGAAAACACGAUAGUACAUUAUUUAAGUGACAAAGUAUAUCAAACGUUAGGUGAAAACGAACGGAGGUUGAUAGAAGAAAGCUUUGGAAGGAGAAUCCCUGAUAUUCAAGAGUUAGCAAAUAACCAAUCGUUGAUUCUUGUUAAUUCGUAUCAUGUUUUGAACGGCGUGUAUCCCAGAGUACCUGGUAUUGUAGAAGUUGGCGGGAUUCAUAUACAGCCUAAAAACGACACGAUCCCUACGCUUAUUGAAAAAUAUCUAAAUGAAUCCAACCACGGAGUCAUUUUGUUCAGUUUCGGGUCAUCCUUGUGCUCUUCGUCAUUAUCAAGAAAAACAGAGAAUGAAUUAAUAAAGUCUUUUUCAAAAUUGAAACAAAGGGUAAUUUGGAAACACUCAGAAUCUUCCGAGGGAGGGUCAUUUAUUGGAAAAAAUAUAUUGAGAGUGAAAUGGAUACCACAAGCACAACUAUUGCAACACCCAAAAGUCCUAGCACUAGUUGGACAUGGUGGAUUACUCGGUAUAAUGGAGGCAGUUACGUUUGGUAAGCCAAUCGUAGCAAUACCAGUAUAUGCCGACCAUAGAAGCAAUGCUGCGGCAGUGGAAACUGCGGGUAUUGGUGUGAUAUUGCCUAUUAGUGACCUACAGGCGAAUAACUUUGUGAGAGCGAUCGAAAUUGUCCUAAGUCAAAGAAUGCGCGAGAGAGCUCGUCAUGUCUCAGCAAUGUGGCAUGACAGGGAACAACUUCCAUUAGAUACAGCUGUGUACUGGACCGAGAGAGUAAUAAGAUGGGGCAACCAGUCACCGCUUUCUUCACAAUCGAAAUAUCUCCCAUUCUACCAGUAUGCGCUACUAGAUGUCGCUGCCUUUUUAACCUUAUUGUUUACAUUACUUCUUCUAACAUUAUAUUAUUUAACAAAAUAUAUAAUUAACUUUUUUAAAAAUAACUAUCUAAAAGUCGUAAUAAAAGAAAAAAGUAAAUAG
Pieris napi is the source of this 1609-nucleotide messenger RNA. RefSeq names its product UDP-glucosyltransferase 2-like. NCBI's taxonomy places the organism in Eukaryota, Metazoa, Arthropoda, Insecta, Lepidoptera, Pieridae. The coding region runs from base 20 to 1609 and encodes 529 amino acids. The transcript has 4 exons. The record is from RefSeq and is a predicted model, not a curated record. Gene Ontology annotation, molecular function: UDP-glycosyltransferase activity.